CAGCACAACUUCAACCUUGUAUCAAUAUAUUGACCUGAAGAUUGAGAACAGCAUUCGAGUUUCCUAAAAUGCCAUUAUGACAGUCAUUCCACAAAAUAUGUCAUUAGGGUUUAAACAUGCGAUAUCAAACUCGAAACUCAACUCUCUUUGCUUAACCUUCUUGAUAUGAGCUACCCUGGAUAAACUCAAUGGCAACAUCACACUAUGGAAUCCUCUCAACCCAUCAUCGUCUCGCCAAAAACUCCUUCCGAGCUUCUAUCGUAUAUCAUAUCGUACCAUAGAUAUCCUUCAACAAUAAUAAUCGGCUCAUCAAAAGAAGAGUUUCAGAGCUCACUCAUCGAGGACAUAACACACCAUCUCACUCUUCAAGAAGAACAACUACAACUGGAAGACUCAGGAAACUCAGAAACACAACCUUCUCAUCAGCUCCUAAAAGCACCCCUGUAUCAAAUAGCCAUAUCCCGCCACAUUAGAUUUCUAUUUGCGCCAACUGUCACACAUCUACGCGCCUUUCUCUCUGUCUUUACACCAAAGGACUCACUCAUACCAGCACCACCAAACUAUACGUCCACUUCUCGACCACCACUGCUUCUGGUCUACGGUCUUCUGGCUCUUCACAGGGACGCAAGUGAAUGGUCUGCGCAAGGCAUCGGUAACUCAGCUGCUCUCCUAGUCGAUGCUGCCUCACGAAACGAGUUUAGAACUGCCAUCAUUGAGCCAAAAGGGAUAGGAGGACACGAUACCCUGGAUCACCUUGGAGGAGAGAUGAUGCCUCUGUUGAAUGGCACACCAAGAAGAGACGAUGGGUCAUGGAGUGGACGGACAGUCAGUCUCAAGCAAGUCUUGAGUCGAUGGUUCGAAUUCGAUACUCGUGAACAAGAAGGUUGAAUUGGUUGGUGCUCUCCCAUUAGAAACUGUGACGAGUUUCCCUAUUACUAAGUGCACAAUACACUCGGACAAUGUGUGAAAUAGUCAAUGAAUAUCAAGUCUUGAUUACCA
Messenger RNA from Fusarium oxysporum Fo47, 999 nucleotides. RefSeq lists its product as uncharacterized. Lineage: Eukaryota; Fungi; Ascomycota; Sordariomycetes; Hypocreales; Nectriaceae. The transcript has a single exon. Bases 205 to 888 code for a protein of 227 amino acids. The record is from RefSeq and is a predicted model, not a curated record.